AUGAUUGAGAACGCCAUAAGGGGUGGCAAGAUAGAGGGGGAAACUGCUAAAAGAUCGGCCCCAAGAAGGAAAGAUAAUAAGGUGAACAAUAUGAAUAGUUAUAAUUCAAAAGUGGUUACGGUUAAUCAGACCAGAGUGACUACAGUUGGGCAACAAGAUUCUCAAAAGCAGAGAUCAGGUUCGAGACAAAAUCCUGAAAAGGUCUCAUUUACGCUUAUCCCAGUGACGUAUUGGGAGCUUUAUCAAAGCUUAUUUAAUGCGUAUGCAAUAGCUCCUUUUCAAUUGAAACCUCUGCAACCUCCAUACCCUAAAUGGUACGAUGCAAACGCCAAAUGUGAAUACUAUGCAGGGAUAUCAGGGCAUUCGAUCAAAAAUUACAUUGGCUUUAAAAAAGCAAUGGAAAGACUUAUUAAGAUAGGGGUUGUAAAAUUUGAUGACACCCCUAGUAACAAGAACCCGUUGCCAAAUCAUGGUGAUCAAGGGGUAAACGCAGUUGGGGAUACUGGAAUGAGACGGAUUAAGGAGAGCGUGGCAGAGGUGAGAACGCCGAUAAAAAUAAUUUGGGAAGAAAUGGUGAAAAAAGAGAUGAUAAUCUCUAAAGAAAGGAAUAGAGGAGUGAGAGACUACUGCGAAUUCCAUGCUGAAGAGGGACACGAGAUCCAGGAAUGUGAUGAGUUUAAGGCCUUAGUACAAAGCCUUAUGGAUAAUAAGAAGUUGGAAUUUUAUGAAGCUGGCUCAGAUGAGGGACGUAUAUGCACAUUAGAAGGAGGACCGAAGAAUCAAAACUGGCCAAGGAUCAUUAUUUCUUUACCAAGAAAUAAUGAAGUUGAAAUACCAAUGGUACCGAAAGUCAUUAUUCAUAAACCUGUUUCCUUUCCUUAUAAGGAUAACAAGAGGGUACCUUUGAAUUAUAACUGCAAUGUGACAGUGCCGAAGGAGGAUAUAGCUAGUGCCUCUAAGGAGGUUCGAGAUGAGGGUUCAUAUACACGUAGUGGGAAGCGUUAUGAUGCAGAAGGCGUUGGAGUCGAGUCCGUAAAAGAAAAAGCCUGUGACAAAGGAAAGGGGACUGAAAUACUGGUUAAUGAGCCAGUAAGGGAAGAAGAAGCCAGAGAAUUUCUAAAAUUCUUGAAACACAGUGAGUACAGUAUAGUUGAGAAAUUGCGCAAACAACCAGCUCGUAUAUCAGUAUUGGCUUUGCUUCUGAGUUCAGCGGUACAUCAUGGGCGUUAA
Molecule: messenger RNA, 1230 nt
Organism: Gossypium arboreum
Lineage: Eukaryota; Viridiplantae; Streptophyta; Magnoliopsida; Malvales; Malvaceae
Exons: 1
Coding region: 1-1230 (409 amino acids)
Source: RefSeq, a predicted model, not a curated record